This is a messenger RNA of Condylostylus longicornis, 2585 nucleotides long. RefSeq names its product protein transport protein Sec23A (gene Sec23). Lineage: Eukaryota; Metazoa; Arthropoda; Insecta; Diptera; Dolichopodidae. The coding region runs from base 119 to 2422 and encodes 767 amino acids. Gene Ontology annotation, biological process: intracellular protein transport; COPII-coated vesicle budding; COPII-coated vesicle cargo loading. Gene Ontology annotation, molecular function: GTPase activator activity; zinc ion binding. Gene Ontology annotation, cellular component: endoplasmic reticulum exit site; COPII vesicle coat. The record is from RefSeq and is a predicted model, not a curated record. The transcript has 7 exons.
CUAAAACAGAACAGAUAACAGACACGAACCCAAAGUGACGUGGCCGAGGCUACAUCAUUGAACUUCAAAAUAUAAGAAUACUAUUAUAUUUUGAAUUAAUUUUUUUAUAUAAGUUGAGAUGACCACAUAUGAGGAAUUUAUUCAACAAAAUGAAGAAAGAGAUGGGAUUCGUUUAACCUGGAAUGUUUGGCCUUCAAGCCGAAUUGAUGCAGGCCGAUUAGUGGUUCCUUUAGCUUGCUUGUAUCAACCAUUAAGGGAACGACCAGAUUUGCCACCGAUUCAAUAUGAACCCGUAAUAUGUACCAGAUCGACCUGCCGUGCAAUACUGAAUCCGCUCUGUCAAGUGGACUACCGUGCUAAACUUUGGGUUUGCAAUUUCUGCUUUCAACGAAAUCCAUUUCCACCACAGUAUGCUGCAAUAUCCGAACAACACCAACCAGCUGAAUUGAUUCCAGGAUUUAGUACAAUUGAAUAUACAAUACCGAGGGCACCAUUUAUGCCUCCUGUUUUUUUAUUUCUCGUUGAUACAUGCAUGGAUGAAGAGGAAUUAAAUGCUCUUAAAGAUUCCUUAACAAUGUCUCUAAGUUUAUUACCACCCACUGCUUUAGUAGGACUAAUAACAUUUGGAAAAAUGGUGCAAGUACAUGAAUUAGGUGCGGAAGGCAUCUCAAAAUGCUAUGUUUUCAAGGGCACAAAAGAUUUAACAGCUAAGCAGGUUCAAGAUAUGCUGGGAAUAGGUCGCGGUCCUGUCCCCAACCAGACACAACAAAGGAUGACUCCACAGCAACAAGCUCCGCCAGCUAAUCGAUUUAUACAACCAAUAAGCCAGUGCGAUAUGUCGUUAACUGAUCUGUUAAGUGAAUUACAAAGAGAUCCAUGGCCAGUAGGUCAAGGUAAAAGAUAUUUGCGUUCAACAGGAACUGCAUUGUCAAUUGCUGUCGGGUUGUUAGAGUGCACCUACCCAAAUACUGCAGCUCGAAUUAUGAUGUUUGUCGGAGGACCAUGCUCACAAGGUCCAGGCCAAGUUGUAGACGACGAAUUGAAGCAUCCAAUUCGAUCUCAUCAUGAUAUUCACAAAGAUAAUGCUAAAUAUAUGAAAAAAGCUAUUAAACAUUAUGAUGCACUAGCUUUAAGAGCAGCAACUAAUGGCCAUUGCGUUGAUAUAUAUUCAUGUGCAUUGGAUCAAACUGGUUUGAUGGAAAUGAAGCAAUGUUGUAAUUCUACCGGAGGACAUAUGGUUAUGGGAGACUCAUUUAAUUCUUCCUUGUUUAAACAAACAUUCCAAAGAGUAUUUGCUCGUGAUGAAAAAGGUGACCUAAAGAUGGCUUUCAAUGGCGUAGUAGAGGUGAAAUGUUCACGUGAAAUAAAAAUUUCUGGUGGUAUUGGCUCUUGUGUUUCCCUAAAUGUUAAAGGCGGAUCGGUUUCUGAUACGGAAAUCGGAAUGGGUGGCACUACACAAUGGAAAAUUUGUGCGUUUAAUCCGAGUUCUACUAUGGCAUUUUUCUUUGAAAUUGUUAACCAGCAUGCAGCACCGAUACCGCAGGGCGGUAGGGGUUGUUUACAAUUUAUAACCCAAUAUCAGCAUCCAACUGGCCAACGAAGAAUUAGGGUUACAACUUUGGCAAGAAAUUGGGCCGAUGCAAAUACAAAUGUACAUCAUAUUAGUGCUGGUUUCGACCAAGAAGCUGCUGCUGUAAUAAUGUCGAGAAUGGUUGUUUACAAAGCGGAGACGGAUGAUGGUCCUGAUGUUUUGAGAUGGGUCGAUAGGCAAUUAAUCCGUUUGUGCCAAAAAUUCGGAGAAUAUAGUAAGGAUGACCCUAAUAGCUUCAGGCUGACUGAAAACUUUUCCCUUUAUCCACAAUUUAUGUAUCAUUUACGUAGAUCACAAUUUUUACAAGUGUUCAAUAACUCGCCUGAUGAAACAACAUUUUAUCGCCAUAUGCUCAUGAGAGAAGAUUUAACACAAUCUCUUAUCAUGAUACAGCCAAUUUUAUAUAGUUAUUCAUUUAAUGGCCCUCCAGAGCCAGUAUUAUUAGAUACUUCAUCAAUUCAAGCAGAUCGCAUUCUUUUAAUGGAUACGUUUUUCCAAAUUUUAAUUUAUCAUGGUGAAACAAUUGCUCAAUGGCGAGCUUUGAAAUAUCAAGAUAUGGCUGAAUAUGAGAAUUUUAAGCAACUAUUGCAAGCUCCAGUAGAUGAUGCACAAGAGAUCUUGCAAACAAGAUUUCCAAUGCCAAGAUAUAUUGAUACCGAACAUGGUGGAUCACAAGCACGAUUUUUAUUAUCAAAAGUUAAUCCAUCACAAACUCAUAACAAUAUGUAUGCUUAUGGACAGGACGCUGGAGCACCCGUUCUGACUGAUGACGUAUCUUUACAAGUUUUUAUGGAGCAUUUGAAAAAGCUUGCAGUGUCAUCAACUACGUAAAACAACAUGUUUUGUCUAUCUUCGUGUAAUCUUAUUAGUCAAAAUAUUAAGCUAAAUUAAAAAAAAAAAUUUAAAAAUUUAAUGUUUACUAAGUAAUAUAAAAAUCGAAAUGUUAUUGUAAAAUUUGUAUUUGUAGGUAUUAAACGGUUUUUAAUUUUCAAAA